AUGUCCGCCCCAACUUCCGCCAUCCCAUCCACCUGCUGCGGACGCCGCGAGGCCGGCUGUGCCUGCGCCGCUGAGGCUACUUGCUCAUGCGGCAAGCAGUCUGCUCUGAACUGCAACUGCGAGAAGGCCGAGGUCGAGAACAAGGUUGUUGGAGCUAGGUGCUCUUGCAACCAACGCCCAGCUGGUGCUUGCACAUGCUCCCGCGCCAGCGGCGAGAACACCAAGCCUGCUGCUGGUUCGUCUUGCGCUUGUGGCAAGCGGUCGUCCGAUUCGUGCAACUGCAGUGGUACCGAGAAGGGUGCUUCUUCUGAUCUCGAGACCGACUUCACUACUAAGAAGUAA
Molecule: messenger RNA, 342 nt
Organism: Ramularia collo-cygni
Lineage: Eukaryota; Fungi; Ascomycota; Dothideomycetes; Mycosphaerellales; Mycosphaerellaceae
Product: related to Cu-binding metallothionein
Exons: 3
Coding region: 1-342 (113 amino acids)
Source: RefSeq, a predicted model, not a curated record